CGUUGCCACCCAGCCGCACCAAAAGCGAAAAGUGCAAACAUUAGAUAAAGAUAAUUGCACAAUUAUUGGCACCUGCAGCCGGCGAACGCAGUAACGGAAUCCUCCGCAUUCAAAAGCCGAUGGCGCGCAUGGCAAAAAGGCGGUGGAGAAAGCUUGUGCCCUGAAAUCGGUGAUGCGGCGGUAUUGGCCUGUUGUCCGCCGUCCGUUGCAGAAGCUAAACAUUCCCGAAAUAUGAAUAGGCUUACGUAAAUAUUGCAUGGGCAGUGCAUAUUUAAAUAUAGAUUAUAUAUAGACGCUAUGUGAGGCAUUGCAUUUGCCAGAGGACAACCGAAAGUAUUAAUCAAGCAAUCCAAACCGAUGUGAAGCAGCCGGGAUAAUGGCUUCCUUGCGCCUAGUCAAUAGAAACAGAUUAGUGUGCCGCGGCUUUGUGGCUCUUACGUUGCUGCUGGUCUUCUUCAACGAGUUUAUAGUCUACUACAUGGCCCAGUCCAGUUGGCAGCCAAUCGAUUGCAAACUAGAUAAUUGCACGCGCCUGCUGCUCAUCGCCGAUCCACAGAUCCUGGGAAACUCCUACGAUCGAUCCUCGCACAGUCCUUUGGCCAGGUUCGACUCGGAUAGGUAUCUGGCCAAGACCUUCGAGCGAGCUCUUGCUUUCACUCAGCCCCACAUCAUCGUUUUCCUGGGCGAUCUGCUGGACGAGGGCAACAUAGCCACGGCCCAGGAAUACAAGCAGUACGUUCAGCGGUUCAGGCGGAUCUACCAGAACAAGAACUUUAAAAAAUUCCGAAUGAUAUCUGCCCUUUUUCAGCGCGUCCACGUGCCGGGUGACAACGAUAUUGGCGGCGAAAACGGCGACUACAUAUCCAACUCGAACCAAAGACGCUUCGAGAACGCCUUCAUGAGUGAGGACCUCUUUGACUACGACAAUCGCUUGCGCUUCUUCAAGAUCAACCGCAUGCUGCUCGAUUUUACCAAUCCGGAUAGGGAUAACAACGCCGAUCGGCUAAGGAUUGGCGUAUCGCACGCUCCGCUGCUCAUCGGCGGCGGACCCUUGCUGAGGGCAAUUAUCAGUGACUUGGAUCCACAUAUCAUUUUCUCUGGCCACUGGCACGAGUCGAGAAUAUUUAUCUACCCAUCUACCAAGGUGAUCAACUUCUACGAGAACGCCGUGAGGCACUUCGAUUUGAAGGCUCUCAAGGAGCAGGAGCAUAGCUAUUUGGAGAUCAUGGUGCCAACCUGCUCGUAUCGCAUGGGAAAGUCCAAAAUCGGCAUGGGCUAUGCGGUAUUAGAAAACUUUAACCUGAGCUACACUGUUCUGUGGCAGCCAAAUCGCUUCAUCCUGCUCUUCACCUACGUAUUCUGGGGCCUAUUCGUAGUCUGCGGGGCCGUCGUCUUCAAGAUGAUGACCCGCUGCCCCUUCCGCGUGGCCAAACGGCAGACGCUCUACAAUCGCGUCUCGACCAUACCUCAAUUUUAGACUGCAUUUCCCACUCCUCACGGACAAUAAGCCUAAGAUUCUCAAGAAUUGCUCGAAUAACCACAAUAUAUGAGAUUGAAAUUGUAUUUAUAGUCAUGUAGCUUAUAUUCAAAAAGUACCUAUAAUUUAAUAGCUAUAGAAAUUGAUUGUGAAUUAACAAUCCAAAAAUGAUGAUUCCAGUUUUGAAUUAGGAAAAAAAUUAACCCAUGUCCUCCACCUCGAUAGUGCUAGUCCUUUAAUCCGAAAUAUCAUAUUAAACUUUUUUAUUUAAUUUAUUUCACAAUUACAAUAUUUUUUUAUUUAAAAUUUAAAAAAUUACUUAUUUAAAAUCUGUAUUGUAGCCACAUAUAGGACUUUAUUAUCUAAAAUAAAACCAAUUUAUGAAAAAGGUGAAAAA
Molecule: messenger RNA, 1874 nt
Organism: Drosophila takahashii
Lineage: Eukaryota; Metazoa; Arthropoda; Insecta; Diptera; Drosophilidae
Source: RefSeq, a predicted model, not a curated record